AACCGCGCGUCUAGCUCCCAGAUCACUAAUCCCACUAGCUAGCUUCAUCUCCUAGCUCGUCCCCAAUGGGCGGCGCUGAUGGCAAUGGCACCACCAAGCCCGCCGCGGCGGCCGCCAUGGAGAUCGCCGACUCAUCAUCAUCAUCAUCCUCCUCCCCGUCCCCGGCGCCGCCGCCGCCGACAUCGGUGCUCCGGUCGGUGCUCCUCUCGUACGCCUACGUAGCCGUAUGGAUCAGCCUGAGCUUCACGGUGAUCAUCUACAACAAGUACAUCCUGGACCCGAAGAUGUACAACUGGCCGUUCCCGAUCUCGCUCACCAUGAUCCACAUGGCCUUCUGCGCCGCCCUGGCCUUCUCCCUCGUCCGGAUCCUCCGCCUCGUCCCGCUCCCCUCCGACCCGGCCGCCAUGACAGCCUCCCUCUACGCCUCCUCUGUCGUCCCCAUCGGCGCCCUCUACGCGCUCUCCCUCUGGUUCUCCAACUCCGCCUACAUCUACCUCUCCGUCUCCUUCAUCCAGAUGCUCAAGGCGCUCAUGCCCGUCGCCGUCUACUCCCUCGCCGUCUUCUUCCGCACCGACGCCUUCCGCCGCGCCACCAUGCUCAACAUGGCCGGCAUCUCCUUCGGGGUCGCCGUCGCCGCGCUCGGGGAGGCCAGGUUCGAUGUCUUCGGGGUCGUGCUCCAGCUCGCCGCGGUGUGCGCCGAGGCCACCAGGCUCGUGCUCAUCCAGAUCCUGCUGGCUUCCAGGGGGAUCAAGCUCAACCCCAUCACCUCGCUCUACUAUGUCGCCCCUUGCUGCUUCGUCUUCCUCACCGUGCCAUGGGCGCUCGUCGAGCUCCCCAAGCUCCGGGCGGCUUCCGGGGCCGGUGUCAUCGUGCGGCCGGACUUGUUCGUCUUCGGGACCAACUCGCUGUGCGCCUUCGCGUUGAACCUGGCGGUGUUCUUGCUUGUGGGGAAGACGUCGGCGCUCACCAUGAACGUGGCCGGGGUUGUCAAGGACUGGCUGCUCAUCGCCUUCUCCUGGACCGUCAUCAAGGACACCGUCACGCCGGUCAAUCUCGCCGGCUACGGCAUCGCGUUUCUUGGGGUUGCGUAUUAUAACCAUGCCAAGCUCAUGGGGCUCAGGGCCAAGGAGGCCGAGAUGAAGCAGCAAGCGGCGUCCAUGUCAUUGUCGCCGGCGGACAAGGAGUUGGAGGAUGAGGAGGCCGGUAAGCGGCUGCUGGCGCCGGACAACAAGGAUGGCCACGAUAGGCGCGACAACUGAGCUUGAGUAACAACAACGUACACCGUAUGGGUGGAAAGAGUUGACUAAUUUAUUUUAUUUUACUGGUUCAAUUUUUUUUUCUCGGCUCCAGGAUUUUUCUGUAACUGGUAUGUUAAUUCAAGAUCAAUAUUAAGUUACAAUUUCCUAA
Messenger RNA from Brachypodium distachyon (stiff brome), 1407 nucleotides. RefSeq names its product probable sugar phosphate/phosphate translocator At5g25400. Gene Ontology annotation, molecular function: antiporter activity. NCBI's taxonomy places the organism in Eukaryota, Viridiplantae, Streptophyta, Magnoliopsida, Poales, Poaceae. The coding region runs from base 66 to 1259 and encodes 397 amino acids. The record is from RefSeq and is a predicted model, not a curated record. Gene Ontology annotation, cellular component: trans-Golgi network; Golgi apparatus; endosome. The transcript has a single exon.